ACUCUCCCGUAACUCCCGUAAUUUCGCGUGUGCCGCCUCUCGCAUUAAGUAUUUCGCGUUUCGGCCCCAACACACACGGAUGGUUCGCUGCAUUUACUAUUACGAUUGAAAACGCAUCACACAACACCAUCCCCCGGUCGUGUCGAGUUUUCCUUCGGUGCGGCGCACAGCAUUAGCUUUUCCUCGGUUCCGCAUUUUCCGUGUCGUUUGCGUGUGUGUGUGUGUAUCGGUGUGUCUAAGUGUUCCUUUUUUUUCGUUCCAUUGCUUAAAAAGUGCAAAGUAAAACAUGGCUGCUGAACCGAUCCGCGUUGUCGUCACUGGUGCCGCCGGCCAGAUCGCCUACUCGCUGCUGUACAUGGUGGCGAAGGGCGACGUGUUCGGGCCGAACCAGCCGCUCAUCCUGCACCUGCUCGACAUUCCGCCGAUGAUGGGCGUGCUGGAGGGCGUCGUGAUGGAGCUGGACGACUGUGCCCUGCCGCUGCUGGUGCGCGUCGUGCCGACGGCCGAUCCGGCGGUCGCUUUCAAGGAUGUGGAUGCCGCCUUCCUGGUCGGUGCGAUGCCGCGCAAGCAGGGCAUGGAGCGCAAGGAUCUGCUGUCCGCCAACGUGAAGAUCUUCAAGGUGCAGGGCGAAGCGCUCGACAAGUACGCCAAGAAGGACGUGAAAGUGCUGGUGGUGGGCAAUCCGGCCAACACGAACGCGCUCGUCUGCUCGCACUACGCGCCCUCGAUCCCGAAGGCGAACUUUACCGCGAUGACGCGGCUCGACCAGAACCGUGCCCAGGCCCAGAUUGCGGGCCGGCUCGGCGUCGGCAUCACCAAGGUGAAGAACGUCAUCAUCUGGGGCAACCAUUCGGCGACGCAGGUGCCGGACGCACGGAACGCCUCGGUCGAGGUGGACGGCGCCACGAAAACUGUCCCCGAAGCCGUUGCGGACGAUGAGUUCUUGAAGCAACAGUUCCUCGAGACGGUACAGAAGCGCGGUGCCGCCGUCAUUGCGGCACGCAAAAUGUCCUCCGCCAUGUCGGCGGCCAAGGCGGCCAGCGACCAUAUGCGCGACUGGUUUGCGGGUACGCGCGACGGCGAGUACGUGUCGAUGGGCGUCAUCUCCGACGGCAGCUACGGGGCGCCGAAGGACAUCGUGUUUUCGUUCCCGGUGCAGAUCCAGAACCGCCAGUGGAAGAUCGUGCAGGGCCUGUCGGUGGACGAGUUUACGCGCAGCAAGCUGGACAUUACCGCGAAGGAGCUGCUGGAGGAGAAGGAGGAAGCGAUGGCGGUGUGUGCUGCGGAUUGACUAGUUAAGCUGUAAGGCAGAAUUUUGUACGCGCUAACACAAACCAGUGGCGCGCAAGGAAAUCGAUCCAACAGUGAGAAGCGAACAUCAACAAGUGCGCGAAGAUCAAUUACCCAACCAGUUACGUUAUUUUGUUUUGUGCGCCAGCUAAAUAUCAAUGCGGCAAAUAAGAAAGAGAAAGAGAAUUAAGUAAAAAAAAAAGAACGCCACCACACUGUGCUUUAAAGAGAAGAAGUGAAGGAGAAAACGCAUUGUACUGUGUUGUGUGUUUUUGAUUUCCAUUGGUUUUCUUCGAUUCUUCAAAAUUUUGUUUUACAGUUUUGUUUUGAUAUAUAAAGCGGGAAAGGACAGGCGGCAAGCGCACGAGCGCGUGUGUGUCGGUGUGGGAAGUGUAUUCGUCCACCCUGCUUCUUCUUUUCCCUCAUCCGGAACCCGUACACCUGAUAGAGAGUUGCUUCCAUCAACAAUAUAUACGGUUGGCCUAUUAUUAUGAACGUGCAUCUACGGCAGAUGUUUUUUUUGUAGUGAAAUAGAAGAA
Anopheles merus is the source of this 1829-nucleotide messenger RNA. RefSeq names its product malate dehydrogenase, cytoplasmic (gene Mdh1). Gene Ontology annotation, molecular function: L-malate dehydrogenase (NAD+) activity. The transcript has 3 exons. Gene Ontology annotation, biological process: tricarboxylic acid cycle; oxaloacetate metabolic process; malate metabolic process. The coding region runs from base 287 to 1291 and encodes 334 amino acids. Gene Ontology annotation, cellular component: mitochondrion; cytosol. The record is from RefSeq and is a predicted model, not a curated record. NCBI's taxonomy places the organism in Eukaryota, Metazoa, Arthropoda, Insecta, Diptera, Culicidae.